GGCGCGCCUGGCCCCUUGCUGCGAUUUGGCGGCGGCGGUGUAAGUCGGUGGUGGCGCCGGUACGCUUGGUCCCCGCGUGGAGCCUUUACUCAAAACAGCUUCUGCCUCAGGCCAAGAUGAGGAGCCCUUCAGAAUAGCUGCUGUCUCUGGGAGGACCCAGGCGUCCUUGGCAGCCCAGCUGCUCUGGACAGUCAGGCCAGUUGGGCCUCCGCUGGCAGGAACCAUGGCAGAGGCUGGGGAUGCUGCGCUGUCGGUGGCCGAGUGGCUGCGGGCAUUGCAUCUGGAGCAGUACACGGGGCUCUUUGAGCAGCAUGGCCUGGUGUGGGCCACUGAGUGCCAAGGUCUCAGCGACGCCCGCCUGAUGGACAUGGGCAUGCUACUCCCUGGCCACCGCCGCCGCAUCCUGGCUGGCCUGCUCCGUGCCCAUACUCCACCAGCCCCUGCACCCCGCCCCACCCCACGGCCUGUGCCCAUGAAGCGCCACAUCUUCCGCUCACCACCUGCACCCGCCACUCCACCCGAGCCGCUGCCCACCGCUACAGAGGAUGAGGGGCUCCCCACUGCCCCACCCAUCCCACCCCGGAGGAGCUGCCUUCCGCCCACCUGCUUCACCACUCCGUCCACAGCUGCCCCAGACCCUGUGCUGCCCCCACUGCCGGCUAAGCGGCAUUUGGCAGAGCUGAGUGUUCCACCCGUGCCGCCCCGCACCGGACCCCCCCGCCUGCUGUUGAGCCUGCCCACCAAGGAGGAGGAGUCACUGCUGCCAUUGUCAUCCCUUCCCCAGCCAGAGCCUGAGGAUCCCCAGUCCGCCCUCCCUCAGGGGCCUCCCCAGCCCCCCUCUCCACCUCCCUGCCCCCCUGAGAUACCUCCAAAGCCAGUACGCCUGUUCCCGGAGUUCGAUGACUCUGACUACGAUGAGGUCCCAGAGGAGGGGCCAGGGGCCCCAGCCAGAGUGAUGACCAAGAAGGAGGAGCCCCCACUGAGCCGAGUCCCACGGGCCGUGCGUGUGGCCAGUCUGCUGAGCGAGGGAGAGGAACUGUCUGGGGAUGACCAAGAGGAUGAGGAUGAGGAUGACCACGCCUAUGAGGGCGUCCCCAAUGGCGGAUGGCACACCAGCAGCCUGAGCUUGUCCUUGCCCAGCACAAUUGCUGCGCCACACCCCAUGGACGGGCCGCCUGGGGGCUCCACCCCCGUCACACCAGUCAUCAAGGCUGGCUGGCUGGACAAGAACCCACCGCAGGGAUCUUACAUUUAUCAGAAACGAUGGGUGAGACUGGAUGCUGAUCACCUGCGAUACUUUGACAGUAACAAGGACGCUUACUCUAAGCGCUUUAUCUCUGUGGCCUGCAUCUCCCGCGUGGCUGCCAUCGGGGACCAGAAGUUUGAAGUGAUUACAAACAACCGGACCUUUGCCUUCCGGGCAGAGAGUGAUGUGGAGCGGAAGGAGUGGAUGCAGGCCCUGCAGCAGGCCAUGGCUGAGCAGCGUGCCCGGGCCCGGCUCUCUAGCGCUUAUCUGCUGGGAGUUCCAGGCUCAGAGCAACCUGACCGCGCUGGCAGCCUGGAGCUUCGUGGCUUCAAGAAUAAGCUGUAUGUGGCCGUGGUCGGGGACAAAGUGCAGCUCUACAAGAAUCUAGAGGAGUACCACCUGGGCAUUGGCAUCACCUUCAUCGACAUGAGCGUGGGCAACGUGAAGGAAGUGGACCGGCGCAGCUUCGACCUCACUACGCCCUACCGCAUCUUCAGCUUCUCUGCUGACUCAGAGCUAGAGAAGGAGCAGUGGCUGGAGGCCAUGCAGGGAGCUGUCGCCGAGGCCCUGUCUACCUCAGAGGUGGCCGAGCGCGUCUGGGCUGCAGCCCCCAACAGGUUCUGUGCUGACUGCGGGGCUCCCCAGCCUGACUGGGCCUCCAUCAACCUCUGUGUCGUCAUCUGCAAGCGCUGUGCAGGGGAGCACCGUGGCCUGGGCGCUGGCGUCUCCAAGGUGCGGAGCCUGAAGAUGGACAGGAAGGUGUGGACAGAAACACUUAUCGAGCUCUUCUUACAGCUGGGGAAUGGCGCUGGGAACCGCUUCUGGGCAGCCAACGUGCCCCCCAGUGAGGCCCUGCAGCCCAGCAGCAGCCCCAGCACCCGGCGGUGCCACCUGGAGGCCAAGUACCGUGAGGGCAAGUACCGCCGCUACCACCCACUCUUUGGCAACCAGGAGGAGCUGGACAAGGCCCUGUGUGCUGCAGUCACCACCACAGACCUGGCUGAGACUCAGGCGCUCCUGGGCUGUGGGGCCGGGAUCAGCUGCUUCUCGGGGGACCCCGAGGCCCCCACGCCCCUGGCUCUUGCAGAGCAGGCGGGGCAGACACUGCAGAUGGAAUUCCUUCGGAACAAUCGGACCACAGAGGUGCCUCGGCUGGACUCGAUGAAGCCCCUGGAAAAGCACUACUCAGUUAUCCUGCCGACCGUGAGCCACAGUGGCUUCCUCUACAAGACCGCCUCUGCCGGCAAGCUGCUGCAGGACCGCCGGGCCCGGGAAGAGUUCAGCCGGCGCUGGUGUGUCCUUAGUGACGGGGUCCUGAGCUACUAUGAGAAUGAGCGGGCAGUGACCCCCAACGGAGAGAUUCGGGCCAGCGAGAUUGUGUGCCUGGCAGUGCCCCUUCCCGAUACCCAUGGCUUUGAGCACACCUUUGAGGUGUACACAGAGGGAGAACGGCUGUACCUGUUUGGGCUGGAGAGCAUGGAGCAGGCUCAUGAGUGGGUCAAGUGUAUUGCUAAGGCAUUCGUGCCUCCCCUGGCUGAGGAUCUGCUGGCCCGCGAUUUUGAGCGGCUCGGACGCCUACCCUACAAAGCUGGCCUGAGCCUACAGCGGGCCCAGGAGGGCUGGUUCUCUCUCAGUGGCUCGGAGCUCCGCGCUGUCUUCCCGGAGGGGCCCUGCGAAGAGCCGCUGCAACUACGGAAACUGCAGGAGCUUUCCAUCCAGGGGGACAGUGAGAACCAGGUGCUGGUGCUGGUGGAGCGAAGGAGGACACUGUACAUACAGGGCGAGCGGCGGCUGGACUUCAUGGGUUGGCUGGGGGCCAUCCAGAAAGCAGCCGCCAGCAUGGGGGACACGCUGUCGGAGCAGCAGCUUGGGGACUCGGAUAUCCCGGUGAUCGUGUACCGCUGUGUGGACUACAUCACGCAGUGCGGCCUGACCUCCGAGGGCAUCUACCGCAAGUGUGGGCAGACGUCGAAGACGCAGCGGCUGCUGGAGAGCCUGCGGCAGGAUGCGCGCUCUGUGCACCUCAAGGAGGGCGAGCAGCACGUGGAUGAUGUUUCCUCGGCGCUCAAGCGCUUCCUGCGCGACCUGCCCGAUGGGCUCUUCACUCGUGCCCAGCGCCUAGCCUGGCUGGAGGCCUCAGAGAUUGAGGAUGAGGAGGAGAAGGUCUCCAGGUACCGAGAGCUCCUGGUGCGGCUGCCACCUGUCAACCGGGCCACAGUGAAGGCCCUUAUCAGCCACCUGUACUGUGUCCAGUGCUUCUCAGACACGAACCAGAUGAAUGUGCACAACCUGGCAAUUGUGUUUGGGCCCACGCUCUUCCAGACAGAUGGGCAGGACUACAAGGCUGGCCGUGUGGUAGAAGACCUCAUUAACCACUAUGUGGUGGUGUUUAGUGUGGAUGAGGAAGAGCUCAGGAAGCAGCGGGAGGAGAUCACUGCCAUUGUGAAGAUGCGUGUGGCUGGCACUGCCAGUGGGACCCAGCAUGCUGGUGACUUCAUCUGCACAGUGUAUCUGGAGGAGAAGAAGGCAGAGACCGAGCAGCAUGUCAAGAUCCCAGCAUCCAUGACUGCUGAGGAGCUCACCCUGGAGAUCCUGGAUCGCCGGAAUGUAGGCAUCAGGGAGAAGGAUUAUUGGACCUGCUUUGAGGUUAACGAGAGGGAGGAGGCAGAGCGCCCCCUGCACUUUGCGGAGAAGGUGCUGCCCAUCUUGCACGGGCUGGGCACGGACAGCCACCUGGUGGUGAAGAAGCACCAGGCUAUGGAGGCCAUGCUGCUGUACCUGGCCAGCCGUGUCAGUGACACCAAGCAUGGCAUGAUGAAGUUCCGUGAGGACCGCAGCCUCCUGGGCCUGGGCCUGCCCUCAGGUGGCUUCCACGAUCGCUACUUCAUCCUCAACAGCAGCUGCCUGCGGCUCUACAAGGAGGUCCGGAGCCAGAGGCCGUGGAGCGGGGCCCCUGAGACCGUGAGUAGCUGUGGGCUGACUGCCAGCUGCCUUACACCACCUGGGGGCCAAAUGAGCUGGAGUCACCGGCCUGAGAAGGAGUGGCCCGUCAAGAGUCUCAGAGUCUACCUGGGAGUGAAGAAGAAACUCAGGCCACCCACCUGCUGGGGCUUCACAGUGGUGCAUGAAACAGAGAAACAUGAGAAACAGCAGUGGUACCUCUGCUGUGACACACAGAUGGAGCUCCGGGAGUGGUUUGCUACCUUCCUGUUCGUGCAGCACGACGGCCUGGUGUGGCCCUCAGAACCCUCACGUGUGUCCCGGGCGGUGCCUGAGGUCCGGCUGGGCAGCGUGUCACUGAUCCCCCUUCGAGGUAGUGAAAAUGAAAUGCGCCGGAGUGUGGCUGCCUUCACCGCGGACCCUCUCUCUCUCCUGCGCAACGUUUGAGCACAGGAGCCCAUCGUUGGCUCUAGGAUUCCACCGCUGGAAGCCUGUUCAGACACCCCUUAUGCUCCAAGGCCUGGUGUGAGCCAGUAGGGGGUGCUUGGGAAACUGCACCCCACACCCCACAUCCUCCAUCCUGACUGCAGCAUGGGGUUCCCCGGCAGGGGUGGGAGGCAGCAGGGUCAGCCUGGGCGGGAACCUCUCCCAACCUGCUCCCCCCCGCCGGGUUCACUGUCCCUGUGGUGCUGGAGAGAUGGGCAUAAGUCAGGAACUUGGGAGGAUCACCACCCUUUCAGGGGCAUGAGGCCCUGGGGCCUCCGCCAGAAGGGAGCCCCCUGCUACCCCCAGCAAACUCCGGAAGAGCAGAAAGCGGGUGCUCUAGAGGAGCACUCAGCUCAGGGGGAGGGAGCUUUUGGCUGAGCUUCUACAGGGCUGAGAGCUGCGCUUUGGGGACUUCAGCCUCCCUUCCAGUAUGAGCUGACUGGGGGGUCCAGACUACCUGAUGCCCCUUCCCCCAUUUGGGGUUUUUUGAUAACAUAAACAUAUCUGUAUAUUUUACCCUA
This is a messenger RNA of Macaca mulatta (Rhesus monkey), 5193 nucleotides long. The record is from RefSeq and is a predicted model, not a curated record. Lineage: Eukaryota; Metazoa; Chordata; Mammalia; Primates; Cercopithecidae.